AUUCACAGAUCAGUUCAUAGUGUUUAUAUCCCCAGGAAGGUGCUGGAGGAAGUAGCCAACACAUCAUAAAACACACAACGGAACAUUUGUGUUUGCUCUGUAGCACACGAUGGCGUCAGCGGUUGAGAUCAGAAACCUGACGCAGGAGUGGAUGGCGAGCGUGCGGAGGUGGCACUUGGACUACUUCCUCAUCCCUCCCACAGUCAUCACUCUGGCCACGCUGGUGGUCAACUGCGUCCUCCUGACGUGCAUCUUCCUGUCGCGGGCCCUGCGCCGGGAGACGCGCUACCUGCUGGUGGCCAACACGCUGGCGGCGGACACGCUCUACCUGGUCCUGAACCUGAGCACGGCGGUGUGCAACGCCGUGCGAGCCGCCGUGCCCUGGCUGGCCUGCGAGCUGCUCACGGCUCUCACGGUCACCGCCGCCUCCUGUGCCAUUUUCACCGUCACCCUCAUGGUGGUGGACACGUACGCCGCGGUGCGCUGGCCUCUUCGCUACCAUGACGUCCUCCCCCCCGCCCGCACCCACUGCAUCCUGCUGGGGGCGUGGGCGCUCGCGGCCGCGUACCCUUUCACCCUGGUGAUCACGAUGGAGGCGCAGAGGGACAACCCCCAUGAGAAGGUGCCCCUCUGUCUGGUCCUCAUCUCCCUCGGCUUCAUUCAGAUCCAGAACACGAUGGCGAUCCACAUCUAUUUCCUCGUGGCGGCGUUCACCUGCACCCUGCUCAUAUUCUACUGCUACGUUCGGCUCUACAUGGUAACAAAGACCCAGGGCAUCUGGCAGAGCCGCUACUCCAGGGCCCGGGUCACGCUGCGGGCCCAUGCCGUGCUGCUCCUGCUCUACUUUGCGCCCGGCUUCGUCUUCAGCCUGGAGCUCUCCAUGUUCCACAGGGCAGACAUCGACCAGGACGUGCUCGUGUGGCUCAGCACCGCGAAUAUGUGUCUUUUCAUGAUGCUGCCCAGGGCGUGCGCUCCUUACCUGUAUGGGCUGAGAUACAGAGAGAUCUCUGACUCCGUGAUCCAGCUGCUGCAUGUGAAGAGGAGGCUCGGCCAGAUCACAGUGUCAUAAAUAACUCAUCACAAAUGUUUACUUAUACUCUCCUCUGAUUAUUGAUGAAUUAUAGGAGAUUUAAUUAAAGGCAUCAGCACAGCACUAAAGACACGUGAUAAAAACACAACUACAGCGUGUUUAUUAACUGACUCCUACUCUCAAAGCAAAAUACUCCGGAAUUUAUUGACCUUUUUUACAAGGAGCUGAAUGUGUGAAUGACUUCAUAACACAUUUAUUAUUCACUAUAUGUGCUGUGAUAGAAGAUAAACCCAGAAAUUCUCACUCACAGGCUUCUCCAUCUCCAUACAUAUGAUUCAGUGCAACAGUAAGAUGUAAAUCACAUGCCUGCGGUUGCUUGUGUGUCACUUGAGUCACUAAUAUGUCUGUCAUAGACUGACGUGAUGAACAUAAUGUGUCUCAACAUCACGAACCCAUUGCUCACAUUGUAUUUUCUAAGUUAUGUUUCAGUGCUGAGGCAUCUUCAAUGAAAUCACCAUUUGAAAUAAACUAAAAAAGACAAAUACGCGUUUCAUCGU
Messenger RNA from Betta splendens (Siamese fighting fish), 1587 nucleotides. RefSeq names its product probable G-protein coupled receptor 148. Gene Ontology annotation, cellular component: membrane. The transcript has a single exon. The coding region runs from base 110 to 1069 and encodes 319 amino acids. NCBI's taxonomy places the organism in Eukaryota, Metazoa, Chordata, Actinopteri, Anabantiformes, Osphronemidae. Gene Ontology annotation, molecular function: G protein-coupled receptor activity. The record is from RefSeq and is a predicted model, not a curated record. Gene Ontology annotation, biological process: G protein-coupled receptor signaling pathway.